AUGACUACAGAUGAAGACACGGCCGCCGGGCUGAUUGCCUGGCUCAACAGUCUAGACGUCGCGGGCGAUGUUCAGACUAUCAGUGAUCUCAACGAUGGCGACGUGAUAUGGAAGGUCCUACAACGAAUCGACGCGCUGAGCUUCCCAGGCAGGCUCCCGGAAGAGGCCAAUACCGACCAAUGGAUCCCACGAUGGAACAAUCUGAAGCACAUCAACGAUGCUCUCACCAUGUUCCUCGCGGAAGACUGUGGCCAGAGACUCCCUCUGUCGAGCGGCGCCCCUGACCUCAAGGCCAUCGCUCAACAUGCCUCCCUACACGAUACUGUCGCGUUGCUGAAGCUGGUUGUCGUGGCUGCCAUCAACUGCAAUGACCGCAUCGAAUACCUUACGCAGAUGCAAGAUCUCAAUGCCACUACACAGGAAGUGCUCAUGCGCACGGCUCAGGAGGCCAGUGAACUUGAGCCAGAUGACGCGUCAGAACGACCAGCGUACGAAGAGCCACCUCCCUCGUCGAGUCCGCCGCCGAAGACCCCACCCUCGAGGAAUGGACGCGUGCACUCAGACUUCGAGGCUGAAGAGCGGUUGGGAAGGGUACUGGCAGACAACCAAAGGAUAGCGCACGAGAAACGAGACGUGGAGAAGCAGUUAGACGAGGCAUAUGCACGAUAUGAGCGCCUACAGGAGAGCUUGGAUAAGACACAAGACGAGCUGAAGGAGUCUAAUGAUCGACUAUCUGCUGUCCUGGCGGGCAAGGCAGAGGGCACGAAUCGUGAUGCACGAAAUGAGACGGUCAUAGCACAGCUGGAGUCUCGAGUGUCCUCGGCGGACGCGGAGAUUGAAGAGCUGCGGAAGUCGAAUGAGCUGUUGAAGAUCAGAGUCGAGAAGACGCAGAAGCUACAGGACGACUAUGACGAGAUCAAGAUCGAGAGAGAUCAGUUGGCGAGAAAAGCUAACGCUGCCGAUAAGUACAAGCAGAAACUGGAAGCGAGUCACGACCUGGAAAGAGAGAAUCAAAACCUGAGGCAAAGGGUAACGGAGCUACAGAGCCAAGUGCGUGAUUCUGACUCGUCCACAAUGGCAAAGUCAGACUUGCGCCGAGAGAAUGAAGAGCUGCAAAAGCUGCUGUCGAUGAUCGAGCAGGACUAUAACGAAACGUCAGACAUGAAGAAACGACUUGAGUUUGACUACCAGACGCUGGAGGCACGGUACCAGGAUCGCGGAGAAGAUCUGCGCAAGCAUCAACAAACCAUCGAAGAUUUGCAGAGCCGCUUGCAGAAUGGCGACGAGGAAGGCCAAAUGCCCAUCGCUUCCGAUACAGCCAAGGCAUUGGAGGACGACGCCGCCUCAGAAGAGGCCGAAGACACUCCUCCGCCAUCAGAGAAAGCAGACGACUUCGCAGAAAGCGAGGCACGGCUGACUGCAGCUCUUGUCAACGGUGAGUCGGAAAGGACCGACGACGGCAUCACCGAGGACGAGCUGAGAGCCAUUAUGUCGGCCAUGCGCGCCCAGCACCAAGCCGGCACAGCAAGCGAGAAGGAGAAAGCUCAAAAGAAGCUCAUCAUAGCCCUCGAGAAAGGCCGGUCGAAGAACAACGAACUGAAAGACCAUAUCAAGAAGCAAGCAGAGCUGAUCCAGCAGCUCCAGGCUCACGCACCUCCUACGGCGGAGAAAGAAGCGGAGAGGCCGCCAACUCCUCCACCAAAGGACAUCGAGCCGGAGGUCCGGGCACCUUCACCCACUGAAUCUGAAGCAGAACACGAUUUGGACGCAGCUAAGAAAGUGAUCGUCAAUCUGCGGAGAGAACUCGAUCUCAUGACAUCUGCAUGGUACGAACAGAACCGCCGGAUCGCGAGCAGUGGAAUGGUCACAUUGCGGAAUCGGGCGUCACCCGAGCCGAGAAGCUUUCUGGGUCGACAACGGAAGAUGGUCGACGCGGUAGCCCUUGGCGGUAUGGCUAGAUGA
Messenger RNA from Cyphellophora attinorum, 1962 nucleotides. RefSeq lists its product as uncharacterized. Gene Ontology annotation, biological process: cytoskeleton-dependent intracellular transport; cytoplasmic microtubule organization. The record is from RefSeq and is a predicted model, not a curated record. The transcript has a single exon. Gene Ontology annotation, cellular component: centrosome; cytoplasm. Gene Ontology annotation, molecular function: dynein light intermediate chain binding; microtubule binding. The coding region runs from base 1 to 1962 and encodes 653 amino acids. NCBI's taxonomy places the organism in Eukaryota, Fungi, Ascomycota, Eurotiomycetes, Chaetothyriales, Cyphellophoraceae.